UGGGAUGCAAAUGUAUUUUAUUUGUUGCCAAAUUUAGCUAAAAAUUAAAUAGACCAUAUAAUAACAAAUAAAUAAUAAUAAUAAAAUAAAAAGAGAGGGAGGGGGAGGCGAUAGGAUAACAGACACACACACAUACAUAUAUUCACUCCGCCGUCGAAGGCCAAACCCUAAAUCCAUUUCCUCUGACCGCUUCUGCUUCUGCUUCUGCAGCUUUAAGAAAGAAAGGCAUUUGCUUUGUGAGUGUUGUCGAUAUCGAAACCCGAAUCUGAGAGACUUACCGAGUUCGAUCCGAGUGGUGCUCAGCUCGGAUUACAUGUAAAAAGUUUGCUUCUUUUUCUUUUUUAAAUUCCUGCUGUGGAUUCUUAGAUCUAGAAGCUGUGUGUGUUGGAGAUUAGAUUAGGUGGGGAAGAGAUCUUUAGGUUGUAAUAAAAAAAAGGAUGUCGUUCAAGAGUCUGAUACAGGAGAUGCGGGGAGAGCUUGGGAGUAUUUCGAGGAAAGGAUUCGGGUUUGGUAGAUCCAGGUCUCAGCGCGUGGUUCAGGACUCUUGUGUAGUCCCUGUGGAUGCUUUCAAGCAGAGCUGCUGGGCUACGAUGCCCCCUGAGCUCCUCAGGGAUGUCCUCGUGCGGAUCGAGGCUUCCGAAGACACUUGGCCCUCUAGGAAGAAUGUUGUUGCCUGCGCUGGUGUCUGCAGGAACUGGCGUGCUCUCGUCAAAGAGAUCGUCAAAGUUCCUCAACUUUCCUCCAAACUCACUUUCCCAAUCUCCCUCAAACAGCCCGGUCCCAGGGCAUCUUCUUCGCUUCUUCAGUGCUAUAUCAUCCGAAACCGCACCAAUCAAACUUACCAUCUCUACCUCGCCCUUAACCAAGGUAGAGGAUAAAGUCGGGUUACAAUACAGCACAAAACCACAUAAAGAUAAAGAGUGGAAUAAAACUAGCGGUGAGUGUCCCGUCCCCAAUGCUCAUGAGGUAGAUGGUAAGCACAGAAAAGAAUCCACUAACGAUCCUGUUGCAAUCACACACAUAGCGUAGAGCAACUACCCUAUGGACUUGAUCUCCAAAAGGAUGUGUUUGUUGAGAGACUCGCUGCCGCCAAGACGUUUCUUGUAGCUCAAGUUAACUCUAGGUAGUAGAAUUUUACUCUGUUCUUUUACAGAAUUUAAAUUUGAAUCUCUGCGGUUCUUACAUAAUUAUUAUUUUUUUCUGAGAGAUGAAGCACACAAUUAAAGGGGAGGAAACAAGGGCCCUAAAGAGAAUCGGUGGUUGUUUGAAGAUCGUAUUGGUCGAUCAAGUCGAAGAGCUGGUCGCCGAUACCGAAGCCGAGCAUCCUGGCCAUGUCGGAGGUCUUGAGCCUAGGCUUGGGGACAGCGUGACGUUUGAGCCAUGGAUAAACGACAAACACUUUGCUCAUGACGAACAGCUCCAAGGCCUCGGGAUUGAAAACCACACCCAUCCUCAAGCUCAUCUGGUGAGGGACCAGCAUGGCGGCGUAACGAGCAAGCUCCCCGGCUCUCCAGUCAAGCAGGAGAGGAAGCCAAGGGUACAUGGCAUCCAGCCUUACGAACCACAGCCUUAUGUCCGGAUACUCCGAAAGCUCACGCGGAUCCCCUGCGUCUUCUCUCCUGUAAUUGAUCGUGAAUCCGAUGCUCCGAUCCAGAUACUCUCUUGGAUCAGCUAUAUACAUACACACAAAAGAAAAAUCUAAUGCUUCAUUCCAAACA
This is a messenger RNA of Brassica napus (rape), 1718 nucleotides long. RefSeq names its product tubby-like F-box protein 3. The record is from RefSeq and is a predicted model, not a curated record. The transcript has 2 exons. Gene Ontology annotation, molecular function: protein binding. The coding region runs from base 438 to 878 and encodes 146 amino acids. Lineage: Eukaryota; Viridiplantae; Streptophyta; Magnoliopsida; Brassicales; Brassicaceae.